AUGGCAAGCAAGUAACAAACUUUCGACAUUAAUCAAUGGAUUGAGCAGCUCAAGAAAUGCGAAUACAUCAAAGAAUCAGAGGUCAAAGCAUUAUGCAACAGAGCUAAAGAAAUAUUGAUUUAAGAAUCAAAUGUCCAAAAUAUUGAAUCUCCAGUUACUAUCUGUGGAGAUAUCCAUGGUUAAUUCCAUGAUCUGAUUGAGCUAUUCCAAGUUGGAGGAGAGUGUCCAGAUACAAAUUAUCUAUUCAUGGGUGACUUUGUAGAUCGUGGAAAUUCAUCUGUUGAAACCUUCUUAUUAUUGCUAGCAUUAAAAGUCAGAUAUCCAGAGAGAAUCACUUUAAUUAGAGGCAAUCAUGAAAGUCGUCAAAUCACAUAAGUUUACGGUUUCUACGACGAGUGCCUCCGCAAGUAUGGUUCAGUAAAUGUUUGGCGUUAUUGCACAGAGAUCUUUGAUUACCUAGCUCUUGCUGCUAUUAUUGAUAACAAGAUCUUUUGUGUUCAUGGUGGUUUAUCACCAUCAAUCUAGACCCUAGAUGAGAUUAGAGCAAUCGAUAGAAAGUAAGAGGUGCCUCAUGAUGGAGCUAUGUGCGAUCUUAUGUGGAGUGACCCUGAUGAAAUUACUGGUUGGUCUGUAAGCCCAAGAGGUGCAGGAUAUCUAUUCGGAGGAGACAUAGUAGAUAAGUUUAAUCAUUAAAAUAGUAUCGAAUUAAUUUGCAGAGCCCAUCAAUUAGUUAUGGAGGGCUACAAGUCAAUGUUUAAUGACACCUUGGUGACAGUGUGGUCAGCUCCUAACUACUGUUACAGAUGCGGUAAUGUAGCAGCCAUCUUGGAACUUGAUGAAAACUUAACUAAAUUCUAUAAAAUAUUUGAGGCUGCUCCAUAGGAGGCAAGAGGCCCUACUGGUAGAAAACCAGCACCAGACUACUUCUUGUGA
This is a messenger RNA of Stylonychia lemnae, 933 nucleotides long. NCBI's taxonomy places the organism in Eukaryota, Ciliophora, Spirotrichea, Sporadotrichida, Oxytrichidae. The record is from the annotation of a GenBank genome assembly.